GCUACGGAGUAGAGGAGAAACACAAGGUUCAAACAUCAGGAAAGGACGAAGGAUGUUGAACAGGGCGGCCAUGCUAAUAUAAAGGACUUUAGUGAUGGCAGCAGACGGCUCCAGUUACCAGUUGCUUCCACUUCCCGUCGCCAUCUCUCCUUCGCUCCGCUAUGAUUCCCAUAGCCGGCGUGUUCUUCUUUCUAUCAAUUGUUCCCGAUACAGCUGUGACGGCAGCCACGUGUCCAGAUGACGUUCUGCUGGCUGUUCGGUCCUGUACCCCGGGUAACUUCUCCAUGGGAGUGUUCAACGACAUGAGGGACGUCCAACUGCAAUGCAGGUCUGGCACCUUUGAGAAAUCUCUCGCUUGCUUAACGACGUUAGCUUCAGGUUGCCAAGGCGACCAGGAAAAACGGGACUUGCUGGGGCAAUAUCUUGGUCUCCAGCGUCUGCGGGACAGCUGGGACCGGCUGUGUCAGAGAGCGCCACUGCUGGCCGAGCAUUUUGAAUGUUGGGAGGGGACGUUGCAAGCCUCCUCCCAAUGCAUCAGAGAGGAGAUGAUCAACUUUACUCGUCGCCUGCAAACUGCUUUUAAAACGUCCGCUAGUGUCCGCUACGCCGACAAACCUUUAAAGUUUGUCCAGAUGAGCUGCAGCACGUCCAGAGGCAUCCUUCAGUGCUUUGAGCCCCGACUGCUCACAACGUGUCCGUCUGAAGUGCACAACUUUAUUGCAGAACACCUACCUGGCUUAUCAGCCACCCUACUGUGGACUCACCCAAUCCUCAGCGCCACCUGGACCAGCUUCCCCAAGCAUUGCUGCCAUCCUCAUCUCUGUUAUACUGAUGUGGUUUCAACACUUGAUAGUCUACUGAUGUUACUAUUUGUAGUUUCGUUUCAUAAAACUAACUUAUUUAACUCAAGAUUUUUUUUAUCGAAAUUACAAAUGUCUUUAAAAUUGUGUAAUUUAUAUAUUUGUUGACAGACGAUAAUAAAAGCAAUUUAAUUAUUUCAGUUUGUACCAUUUUUAACAGUUACAGUUAACACUGUACCAUGAUGA
This is a messenger RNA of Pomacea canaliculata, 1046 nucleotides long. RefSeq lists its product as uncharacterized. NCBI's taxonomy places the organism in Eukaryota, Metazoa, Mollusca, Gastropoda, Architaenioglossa, Ampullariidae. The transcript is spliced from 5 exons. The record is from RefSeq and is a predicted model, not a curated record. The coding region runs from base 162 to 968 and encodes 268 amino acids.